UCGAAGGUCCUUUAGCUUCUGCGGCAGCACAACCUGGAGCCUGACCCCCCCCUCCUAGUCAUGUGACUGAUCACGUGACUAUGACAUCAUCAAAGGUCCUUUUGCUUUUUGGGCUCUUGCAUCUAUUGAUAAGUUACUGACUGACCUACUAAGGAUGGACAAUGACCGAAAACAUAUGGCUGAGAGAAUAUUGAACCUCACCCUAGAGAUAAUCUACCUGCUGACCGGAGAGGAUUGCAAAGUAGUAAAGAAGAUAAGUGAUGAAGAUGAUGCAUAUAGCAGGCACCAUCACAGUCCUAUCACGGUGCCUCUACUACAUUCAAUGACACAUAAAGAAAACAAUUUUGAGGAGAUCCUGGACCUCACCAACAAGAUCACUGAGCUGCUGACCGGAGAGGUUCCUGUUAGGUGUCAGGAUGUCACUGUCUAUUUCUCCAUGGAGGAGUGGGAAUAUUUGGAACAACAUAAGGAUCAGUAUGAGGACAUUAUUAUGGAAAAUCACUGGAGUUUCACAUCAACAGAUGAAUACAGUAAGGAAGAAACGCCAGAAAGAUGUUUCGAUCCAGUAUAUUCCAACGAUGACUCAGAGGAAAAUCUGAAUGUCCUGAAUGAGUGUCAUGAGGUGACAAAAUUAAGUGACAUAAAAGUUGAAGUGAUAACAGAUGAAGAUUUAAAUAUGUGUGUAACACAGGAAUGUAAAGAGGAGGAAAUCCCUACACAUAUCAGUGCUGCAGAUAAAUGCAGCAAAAACUGUUCUGGAAAUCUCAUGUUAUCUUCAGAUUAUGAAGUAAAAUAUAAAAAAUUUAUAGAGGACAAUGAUGGAGAACGUUCCAUAACACACUUUAACACAAAUAUACCCUUAGACUUCCACAGCAUUUUUACUGAUGGCACUGAUAACAAGGAUCUUUCAUUUGGUCAAUCACAGAUUGUUAACCAAAGUUCUGAAGAGAUGGUAGAAAAAAUAUUUCCAUGUUCUGAUUGUGGGAAACAUUUUAAAAAGAAAUCUGUUCUAUCUAUGCAUGAAAGAAUUCACAGAGAUGAGAGGCCAUUUACUUGUUCAGAAUGUGGGAAAAGUUUUCGCCAGAGGUCAGAUCUUUUUAAACAUCAAAGAAGGCACAGAGGGGAGGAGCCAUUUUCAUGUCCAGAAUGUCAGAAAGGUUUUCAACAGAAAUCAGAUCUCAUUGUACAUCAAAGAAUUCACACAGGGGAGAAGCCUUAUGCCUGUUCUGAAUGUGGGAAAUGUUUUACGAAGAAAUCAGUCCUUGUUAUGCAUCAUAGGAUUCAUACAGGGGAGAAGCCAUUUUCAUGUCCAGAAUGUGGGAAAUGUUUUAGACAGAAAUCAGAUCUUCUUGUACAUCAAAGAAGGCACAGAAAGGUGGAGCCGUUUUCAUGUUCAAAAUGUGAGAAAAGAUUCAAGCAGAAAUCAGAUCUCAUUGUACAUCAAAGAACGCAUGCAGAGGAGAAGUCAUCUUUAUGUUCUGAAUGUGGGGAAUGUUUUCCAAGGAAAUCACUUCUUAUUAAACAUCAGAGAACUCAUAUAGAAGAUAAACCAUUUUUAUGUCCAGAAUGUGGAAAUUGUUUUAGCCAGAAAUCUGAUCUUGUUAAACAUCAGGCAAUCCAUACAGGGGAGAAGCCAUUUUCAUGUUUAGAAUGUGGGAAAUGUUUUAGUAGGAAAUCCUAUCUUGUUGAACAUUGUUUAACUCAUACAGGGGUAAAACCAUUUUCCUGUACCGAAUGUGGGAAAUGCUUUACAAGGAAAUCAAGUGUUAUUGUACAUCAGAUGACUCACACAGGAGAGAAGCCAUUUUCAUGCCCAGAGUGUGGGAAAUGUUUUAGCCAUAAGUCCGAUCUUGUUAAACAUUACAGAAGUCACACAGGGGAGAAACCAUUUUCUUGCCCAGAAUGUGGAAGGGGUUUUAGCUACAAAUCUGAUCUUGUUAAACAUCAUAGAAGUCACACAGAAGAAAAACCAUUCUCCUGUUCAGAAUGUGGGAACUGCUAUAGUCAGAGGUGCGAUCUUAUUAAACACCAAAAAAGUCACACAGAGGAGAAGCCAUUUUCAUGUCCAGAAUGUGGGAAAUGUUUUAGGCAAAAAUCCACCCUUGUUACACAUCAGAGAAUUCAUACAGGAGAAAAGCCUUUUCCAUGUUCAGAAUGUGGGAAAUGUUUUAGACAUAAGUCUGAUGUCCUUAAACAUCAGGUAAUCCAUACAGGAGAAAAGCCAUUUUCCUGUUCAGAAUGUGGGAAAUGUUAUAAACAAAGAUCGGCUGUUGCCCAGCAUAAGAGAAGAAGCCAUGGUAAUGUUCAGAUUGUAGAAAAUAUUUGAUCUCAGAUGUAGUUCUCCAGGGUAAACAGAAUUUUUAUUUUAUUUUUGGGCAUUACAUAAUUUCUUUCCCUCAAAUUUGCUCACUAACUACAUCUUCAUGGCAAUGAUUUACAAUGGGAGCACUAAAAAGGUUAACCAUGUUAUCCCAUCCUUGUGAUGGGAAACUGCGACAGACCUACCUGUUUAAUACUAAUAUUAAAAAGAUAUAAUUGAAAAUGCAUACAAUGUUUGAAGAGUGAUAUUGAGGGUGUGUGAAAACAUUGGUGAAAGUAGAUAAAGACAUAGACAGUAUAGGGUGACAUGCAUGGGAAUUGUCUGAGAAAAAGGCUAGCAAGACUGAACAUAAAUGAAUAGGCAAUGUAAAAAUGGUAAAUUACACAAAAUGUUCUUUCCCUGCACCCGCACUGAUAAAACCACUGGCUUUAAACCCUAUUUUGUUUCAUAUCCUAUUCUUGGGUAAUAAGAUCUGUUAUAUAUAUAUACAGUGAUCCCUCAACUUACAAUAGCCUCAACAUACAAUAGUUUCAACAUACAAUGGUCUUUUCUGGACCAUUAUAAGUUGAAACCAGACUCCACAAACAAUGCUACGGACAGUACAGAUCUGCAAAACAUAUCAAUAGCUGGAAGAACCGACCAAUCAGAAUGGACAUUUCACUGGUAAAACACCUGUAUUACUGAAGUGUAGGCAUUGACUGGUGUCUGGUAGCGCCCCCUACAGUACAGGGAGGUAUUAUAUGUUCUGUACACUUUACCUGUACCACAGUUAGCUGCUCCUUUGGACACCAGGCGAGGGCGGCUCCAUGUUACUUUUUUAGGACACUGUGUACUGUACAGGACCCUGAAGAAGCUCCUGUCCUCUACAUAGACCAGUGUUUCCCAAGCAGA
Hyla sarda is the source of this 3211-nucleotide messenger RNA. RefSeq names its product oocyte zinc finger protein XlCOF6-like. Lineage: Eukaryota; Metazoa; Chordata; Amphibia; Anura; Hylidae. The record is from RefSeq and is a predicted model, not a curated record. Gene Ontology annotation, biological process: negative regulation of transcription by RNA polymerase II. Gene Ontology annotation, molecular function: DNA-binding transcription repressor activity, RNA polymerase II-specific; RNA polymerase II cis-regulatory region sequence-specific DNA binding. The transcript is spliced from 7 exons. Bases 155 to 2326 code for a protein of 723 amino acids.